AUGAGGCCUUCAGCGUCCCUAUCCCUUGCCUUCUCUCUUCUUGGACUCCUUCCCUAUGUAUCAGCUCAUGGUUACGUCCAAGAAGUGACGCUCGGAGAGACAAAAUACACUGGCUAUCUCCCCUACGCUGACCCAUACAUCGUCCCUGCGCCCCAACGAAUCAUUCGAAAAGUGCCCUGGAACGGUCCCGUCACCAACUUGUCACUGAUCGACAUCCAAUGCAACGGCUACACUGCCGGUAGGAUCGCGACCGAGCCCGCUCCCCUUGUCGGUAAGGUGGCCGCAGGGGAAACUGUCAAGUUCCAGUGGACUUCAUGGCCCUCUAACCACUAUGGCCCUGUUUCAACGUACAUGGCGAGAGUUCCAGAUGGCGUUGAUGUCACUCAGUGGAAUCCGGGCACAGAGGCCGUGUGGUUCAAGAUUCACCACGAGGGAAGGACCUCCGACGGCAAAUGGGCGUCUGUGGAAGUCCUGAACGAGAACGGUGGCGCAGCGUUUGCCCGAAUUCCACCCAAAUUGCGACCCGGGCAGUACAUCAUCAGACAUGAAAUCAUUGCGCUCCACUUUGCAACGCUAAGACAGCACCCAGCUUUCGAAUACCCCGGUGCACAGGUUUAUCCCAGCUGCGUCCAGGUGGAAGUCUCAGGAGAAGGUGAUGCUUUCCCAACCGAGUUCGUUUCUUUCCCCGGGGCCUAUACCGCGAACACUCCGGGUAUUGUCUUUGACCUUUACAACGGUCCCACCGAGUAUCCCAUCCCCGGUCCUCCAGUAUGGACCGGUGGCGACGAGUAG
Molecule: messenger RNA, 792 nt
Organism: Coprinopsis cinerea okayama7#130
Lineage: Eukaryota; Fungi; Basidiomycota; Agaricomycetes; Agaricales; Psathyrellaceae
Product: 61 endoglucanase
Exons: 10
Coding region: 1-792 (263 amino acids)
Source: RefSeq, a predicted model, not a curated record